Molecule: messenger RNA, 732 nt
Organism: Hibiscus syriacus
Lineage: Eukaryota; Viridiplantae; Streptophyta; Magnoliopsida; Malvales; Malvaceae
Product: transcription factor MYB58-like
Exons: 3
Coding region: 34-693 (219 amino acids)
Source: RefSeq, a predicted model, not a curated record
ACAGAAGGAAGUUGGCUGGUUUUGUGAGAAAAUAUGGGGAAAGGAAGAGCUCCAUGUUGUGAUAAAGACAAAGUGAAGAGAGGUCCAUGGAGUGCCCAAGAGGAUUUGAGGCUUAUCACUUUUAUUCAGAAACAUGGCCAUCAAAACUGGAGAUCUCUACCUAAGCAAGCUGGGCUGCUGAGAUGUGGAAAGAGCUGCCGUUUAAGAUGGAUUAAUUACCUGAGGCCAAAUGUCAAAAGAGGGAACUUCAGCAAAGAGGAAGAAGAAACUAUAAUAAGGUUACACGACAGUUUGGGGAACAAGUGGUCCAAAAUUGCAUCACAUUUAGCAGGAAGAACAGACAAUGAGAUAAAGAAUGUGUGGAACACUCAUUUGAAAAAGAGAUUGGCUCCGAAGAACGGAAAAACUCCUCAAAAUGACGAAUCCAAAGAAUCAUCAUCAUCAUGCUCUUGUGUUACAUCAGAGGAGGUGAACAAGGCAGAGAUCUCGGAUACCGUGUUCGAUAUCCCGUUGGAGUCCGAUUCGGACUUUUGGGACAUGUUGGAUAGCUUGGGAUCAUUCAAGCCUGAUGAGAUUCAAUCAAAUGGAGUUGAAGAAUAUAGCAAAGAAACUGAAAAUAACAAGUGGUUGCGGUACUUGGAAAUCGAACUGGGCCUGGAAGUAACCAGAAAUGAAGACCAGCACAAUUUGUGAAACAGUGCUGAUGAGCCACUGGUGCUACUGAAGCCAUAA